This is a messenger RNA of Colletotrichum costaricense, 2676 nucleotides long. RefSeq lists its product as uncharacterized. Lineage: Eukaryota; Fungi; Ascomycota; Sordariomycetes; Glomerellales; Glomerellaceae. Bases 1 to 2676 code for a protein of 891 amino acids. The record is from RefSeq and is a predicted model, not a curated record. The transcript is spliced from 3 exons.
AUGAAGCCUUCCACCUCUGCCGUGUUGGCCGCCCUCUUUGGGUUCGCCGCUGCUCAGUGUAACAGGGACAACUGCCUGAGAGCCAUUGCUGCCAGUGCCUUCACCACCAGAAGCGGUACUGCCGACUGCUCUCGGUACCUGCAGGUGACCGUCUACCCCGGUGCCACGACGACCACUACAACCGUGACGGUCCCGACCAGCGGAGUCUUCACCUCCACGGUGACUCUCACUUCCGGCGGCGGCGCCGGUCCUGUUGAGACCAGCCUCGUCGUCGAGACCGAGUUGGCCUCCUCCACGGCCACCUCCCUCGUCGGCGUCACCCAGACCACGACCGUCGCCACAGAGGUCGUCAUCGUUCCCACCACUAUCGUCGUCUCCUCUACCCGGACCCUCACCUUUGGCACCACCGAGAUCACCACCAUCGCCACCGAGACCCAGACCAUCUUCGAGACCAUUGCCCUCAAGAAGCGUCAGGCCGCCACGACCGCCAUCUCCGCAAACACCUUCCCGGCCUACGCUUCCGCCUGCAGCUCCGUCGCCCGCUACGCCUCGGCCUGCUCGUGCCUCGGCGUCACGCCCAACACGGUGACCUCGGCCGUCGCCACCGCCACGGCAACCGUCUCGGUCCCGGCCACGAUCCUGUCCACCUCCAUCGUGACCGUCACCGUUUCCGGCAGCGGAUCUCCCGGCUCCACGGCUCUCUCCACGACCACAACGACCUCGACCGCCGUCACCACCGUCCUCGCCACGUCCACGGCCUUGGAGGCGGUCACAGCCACGACCUCCGUCGGCAGCACGUCUACGGAAGUGGUUGAGGAGGUUACCUCUGUCACUGGUACUUUCUUUAACAACGCUACCUUCACCACCUUCGUUACCCGCACCACCUCGCUGCCUCCUAUUUUCAACACAACUAUUACCAUUGGACCCUCGUCCACCACGUCCGAAACCGAGUCUUCCUCCACUGGUUCUACCAUCUUUGACAGCACCAGCACUGAGGCUAGCUCAUCCGCUCCCUCUUCCUCUUUCUUCCCCAACUCUACCAUUAUCUCUACUAUUUCAGAGACCUCUUCCACCUUUACUUCUACUAUUUUCCCCAACAUCACUUCUACCGGAUCCAGCUCGUUCCCCAGCGAGUCUUCCAUCACCUCGACCUUCUUCCCCAACACCACAAUCACGUCCGGGUCGACCACCAUCACGUCGAGCUUCGCCUCCACCACCGUGUUCCCCAACACGACCACGUCCUCCGUUGAGAGCGAGUCGAGCACCGUCUUCCCUACCAGCAGCGGCUUCCCCAACACCACAAUCACCUCUGGCAGCGAGACCUCGACCGUCUUCCCUACCACCACGCUCUUCCCGAACUCGACCACCUCCGAGACAGCCUCAGUCUCGCCCACCUUCUUCCCCAACAGCACGACUCUCACCUCUGGUAGCGAGUCCUCUGCCUUCCCUUCGUCGACUCUGUUCCCCAACACCACCACGGCCACCACCGCCACCGAGUCUUCUUCUACUUUCACUUCCAUCUCUAUCUCUAGCUUCUUCCCUAAUGUGACUUCCACCGAGUCGACUUCCGCCUUCCCUACUUCCACUCUCUUCCCUAACGUCACCUCCACUGAGUCCUCCACGGUCUUCCCCUCAUCCACCCUCUCCCCCAACACCACGACCCUGACCAUCUCGGAGCCCUCUACGACUCUGACGUCCACCUCCACCUUCUUCCCCAACGUCUCUUCCACCGAGUCGUCGGCCCUGUCCUCCUCCACCGUGGCCCCCAACGCUACCCUGACCGUCAUCACCUCGGGCACCGAGACCUCGACCCUGUUCCCCACGUCGACUCUCUUCCCGAACUCGACCGCCAUUGAGUCCUCCACCAUCACCUCCCUGACUUCCUCUGUUGGCCCUACCUUCUUCCCCAACAGCACCACCUUCACCGAUGAACCCACCGUCACCAUCAGCAUCAUCAGCUCCACCUCUACCGAUGACGUGAGCUCUUCCACUUCCGCCUCCGAGACCUCUACGUCAGCAUCUUCCGCCGAUGAGUCCUCCUCAACUUCUGCCUCCGCCAGCAGCACCUCCACCUCAGACAUCUCCAGCACCGCCUCAUCAACCUCCGCCUCAGCCUCCUCCAGCGCAAGCAGCACCUUCGUCACAAGCACCCUGACCACAGUCACCUCCUCCUCAACCUCCUCCUCCGCAACCCCGACCUCAACAGACGUCAUCGCCAAGAACCUCUGCCUCAAGGUCGCAACCGGCCCCACGCCCGGCUCCGUCGUCGCCCUCGGCUCAAACCGCUUCACAAUCAAGCCAGCCGGCACCGAAGCAGCCCUCUUCGACCUGAACCUCUCCACCGGCCAGCUCUUCCAGACCAACGGCGAGCUCGUCGCCGUUCCGGCCCCUUACGCAGACGACAACCGCCCCGUCAACGGCUUCACCUCGCGCCAGACCCUGGUCCGCAAGCUCGCGCCCUUCGUCUGCGCCACAAACGGCCAGUCCCUCCUCGUCGGCGUCCCCCUCAACUGCACCGCCUCCGGCGACGACGGCGUCAACCAGAACACGUACUCGCGCUUCUUCUACAACAAGAAUUCGGCCGACUCGGUCCUCCGCGUCGCGACCGCGGGUCGUCCCUUCACCAACAACAACCAGGCUAUUACCCUGGCUCCCUUCAACCAGGGCGACUGCUAG